UGCUCCUGGGGUGGAGUUCACGGGGCUGCACAAAGAGACGGCAACUGUCACUCAGAUGCACUUCCUACCUGGACAGGGCCUCCUGCUUUCCCUUCUGGAUGACAACACGCUGCACCUGUGGGACAUCUACCAGAAAGACGGCUACUCCCACCUGGAGGAGACGAGGAGCUUCAUCCUCCCCGGACGGCCAGGGUUCGACAACGCUAAUUCUCCUCCCAGCAUCACCCGGGUGACGGUGAUCCUCCUGGGCUCCACCUGCAGCAUGGCGUACCUUGGCACAGAAGGGGGUGGCAUCUACUUCCUGGGGCUUCCUGGUCUAACGGUGCUGGAGGACAACACCCUGUACCAAGACGAAGUCCUGCAGAGCGUGCCUGAAGACUACCGAUGUGGGAAGGCCCUUGGGCCAGUGGAGUCUCUUCAGGAACAUCCUCAAGACUCAGCCAAAAUCCUCAUCGGAUACAGCAGAGGCCUGAUGGUCCUGUGGGACAGAAGCUCAAGAGAAGUUCAUCAUCUUUUCUUGGGCAACCAGCAACUGGAAAGUGUCAGCUGGGAGCGGAGUGGCCGGACGCUGGUCAGUUCUCACAGCGAUGGGGGCUACGCCUUGUGGUCGAUGGCAAUCGGUUCGCCCAAGACCCUGCAGCCCACAACUUCCACCGUCCCUUAUGGUCCUUUCCCUUGUAAAGCCAUCACCAAAGUCCUGUGGCAGAACUGCGACUCGGGGGGCCACUUCAUCAUCUUCAGCGGAGGGAUGCCCCGGGCCAGUUAUGGGGACAGGCACUGUGUGUCCAUCCUGCAGGGCCAGACCUUGGUGACACUGGACUUCACCUCGCGGGUGAUUGACUUCUUCACGGUGGGCAGCCUAGAGGCAGAGGAGGAAUCUGACAACCCAGCCGCCUUGGUGGUUCUGGUGGAAGAAGAGUUGGUGGUGAUUGAUCUGCAGACGCCGGGCUGGCCCACCAUCCCCUCGCCCUACCUGGCCCCUCUCCACUCCUCGGCCAUCACCUGCUCCUACCACAUCUCCAACGUGCCCCUCAAGUUGUGGGAGAGGAUCAUCUGCGCCGGUGAACAGCAGAACCCCCGCCUUUCCUCGGUGCCUUGGCCCAUCGAUGGAGGGCGGCCUCUGGCUCAGGAACCCACCCAGAGGGGGCUGCUCUUGACCGGGCACGAAGAUGGCACGGUGCGCUUCUGGGACGCUUCUGGAGUGUCCCUCAAGCCGCUCUUCAAGCUGGGCACGGCCAACAUCUUCCAGAUGGACUGUGACCACAACGACAGCUUGAACCAAUCCUACGAGGAGGAAUGGCCCCCCUUCCGGAAGGUUGGCUGCUUUGACCCUUACAGUGACGACCCCCGGCUGGGUGUCCAGAAAAUCGCCUUGUGCAAAUACACGGCUAAGAUGGUGGUUGCUGGCACGGCAGGGCAGGUGCUGGUGAUGGAGUUUAACGAUGAGAAGUCCGAACACAUGGUCAACAUCGCUGUGGUGGACCUACUCCAAGACCGCGAAGGCUUCACGUGGAAGGGGCACGACCGGCUGCCCCCCAAGAAUGGCGCCCUCUCCUUCGCCCCUGGCUUCCAGCCCAGCGUCCUCCUGCAGUGCCUGCCCCCCGCAGCUGUCACGGCUGUCACCCUGCACUCAGAAUGGAACCUGGUGGCCUUUGGAACCAGCCACGGCUUUGGCCUCUAUGACUACUACCGCCGGAACCCUGUGCUGGCCAGGUGCACCCUGCACCCCAACGAUUCUCUCGCAAUGGAGGGCCCCCUCUCGCGGGUGAAGUCCCUGAAAAAGUCCCUGCGCCAGUCCUUCCGUAGGAUCCGCAAGAGCCGCGUGUCGGGCAAGAAGAGAGUCACGGCCAGUAGCCCCUCCAGUAAGGUACAGGAAGCCAAUGCCCACCUCGCUGAGCAACCUGGUCCCCACGAGGUGGAGAUGGCCCCCGUCCAGCGGCGGAUCGAGCCUCGUUCAGCGGACGAUUCACUGUCCGGGGUUGUGCGUUGCCUCUAUUUUGCGGAUACCUUCCUCCGAGAUGCUGCACAUCAUGGACCCACCAUGUGGGCCGGCACCAACUCGGGCUCGGUCUUUGCCUACGCCAUGGAGGUCCCUUCCCAGGAGAAGUUUUCAGAGCGCUCGGUGGAGGCGGUCUUGGGCAAGGAAAUCCAGCUCAUGCACCGGGCCCCGGUGGUCUCGAUUGCCGUCCUGGACGGCCGAGGGAACCCUCUGCCGGAACCCUACGAGGUCUCUCGGGACCUGGCCAAGGCCCCCGACAUGCAGGGCAGCCACUCGGUGCUCAUCGCUUCCGAAGAGCAGUUCAAGGUCUUCACCCUCCCCAAAGUCAGCGCCAAAACCAAAUUCAAGCUGACGGCCCACGAGGGCUGCCGCGUCCGUAAAGUGGGCCUGAUGAGUUUUGCCAGCGCCACUUGUGACGACUAUUCGGAGAAUGGGCUGGCCUGCCUCACCAACCUGGGCGACCUCCACGUCUUCACGGUGCCCAGCCUGAGGCCACAGGUCCACUACGACUGCAUCCGGAAGGAGGACAUCAGCGGCAUCGCCUCCUGCGUCUUCACCAAGUACGGCCAAGGCUUCUAUCUGAUCUCUCCGUCAGAAUUCGAACGCUUCUCCUUGAGCACUAGAAGCAUCACCGAGCCACUGUGUGUGCUGGAGACAAGCCGCACCCACGACAGCCUUUCUCCAGGAAAUAACUUCACAGCAACACCAAAACUAAGCCAGGCCAAUGGGACGCAUAUUUUACAAGGAUCAGAGGCUAAUCAUUCCCCUGCAAGCAACGAUCGGUCUCCUGAAGACCACCCAGCAUUGUUUGCCUCAACGCCGGUUGACUCCCCUGACAGCAGCAUUGACACCCCCUUAAAUACCACGGGAGACAUUACAGUCGAAGAAGUGAAGGAUUACUUGGCGCCCUCCGAGGAAGCCGAGAGGAACCUGCGGAACAUCAGUGAGGAGGAGGCCAGAUCUCCAGGGAUCCUCAUUAAAUGAGGGACCCUGCACCGUCCUACGCGAUGCUUGGAGCUUCGGGGCCGAGACUUCUCGCUGUCUUUGCAAGGGGGCUACGGGUCCUCCCUCUCCAGAGGACCCCAGACUCUUCCCUGCCUCCUUUUCUUUUUUACAAGGACAAAAAGAGCAGUGAUCUUUUUCGGUGAUCUUUUUCUAACUCUUGGCCCGGAAGCGGACAGGCGGCAUCUCUUCCUGGGUACCUCUCUCUCCAAGUUUGCAUUUUUGAUAGAUGAUGAGAUAUAUAUAUAUAUAUAUGUAAAAAAAGGAAAAGAGAAAAAAAACAAAACAGAAAAAUGUGCCAACGUCCUGGAGGGAACCACUUUCGGAGCGUCUGCUGCUCUUCCAUUGCACAGAGACUUGGGGGGACUUUAAAAAGCGUUUUCUUUGGAGAAAAAAGCCACUUUGAGGAUGACUGGGCUGAGGUCUCCCCCCCCUCCUCCCCCCCCCCACUAAGAAAGGGAUUGGGGUCUUUUGGCCCAGCGGGGCCUCCGGUGGGGGGAAAGGAGCUUUUGAUGGACAGAAGACGGAGGGAGGGGAUUUGGCUGGGCAGUUCCCUCCACCUGCCUCCUGCUGGACGCGGGAGUGGCUGCCCAGGCUGGGAUUCUGCUUGGAACAUCCUCGGUCCUCUUCAGAACUCUCCGUUAUCGUUGGGCCAACCUCCCUGGGAAAAGUUGUCCUGGAUCCAAUGACCAAUGAAGUAUUUUCUGCUCGCUGGCGGGAACUUUUUGAGGCCAAGAGCGGAUUUGAGGAAAGCGUUUGGUGACACUGAUGGAAAGCAACCUUCCUUCUCUUCCACCGUCAUUCCUUCUCCUUCACUAUCAUUCCUCCUCCCUCCCUCUUAAUUUGGAGGGAACGGUUGAAGACUCCCCCACCCCCAUUUCUUCGUUACACAAGAUUUCUAAUUGGGAGUAUUUAUCCGAGCACAAAGCCGAUUCUGUGAAAUAGGAAGCCACAGGGCUGCACAAGGAAAUGAUAGCAGUCCAAGAAAUACUAUCAUACCUUUCUGAUAUCCUUCACUUUUCCUUCCAUUAUUUGAACGUUCAACGAGGGGUGGGAAAUUCCAAGUCCUUCUAUUCACUUUCCUCUCCAAGAAUUGGAUGGGCAAACAGGAGCAAACCUCUCACCUCCUUCCUAACUGUCUGUGGGCCCAAUGUGACUUAAAAGAGUUUUGUAGAUUUGGGGUUAAUUUAGCAAUGCCAAAGUAGCUUCCUCUUUCCGUUCUGAAGUUCCAGUUUCCUGGGGGGUUUUUUUGGGGAGGGGGGAGUGUUGGGGAGGGAAAGUUAACUGGGUUUGGUACAGAGCUGAUGUCUGUCUCUUAAUCCCAGGAGAUGAUAGGAUGGUAAAUAAGUUUGGCUUACGUUUCUGUGCUUCCCUCCCCGCUUUGUCUUUCAACCCGAGAAGGGGCUCCCCGAGUCUAGGAAGUGAAGAGCUUUUGCUGAGCUCAGGAUGGGAUUUUGGUCUGGGUGCCCUGAAGAAUGCAGGGUCUCCUCCAUUGAGUGCAGGAAGCAAAAGCCUUGGGACCCCUUGGUGGGCUUCCCUUCUCUUUAUCUGGCCAGCUCUGACGAAUCUCGGGGUACAGUUCCCCCGACCUCCAGCUUCCCCCAUUAGAAAUCCUGGCUUUGGCUGCCUGUGCUGAAUUUGGCUGAGCCAGCUCCAGUUUUGCCUGAUGAUCCCAAUUUCUGCAGCGGCUGCCGACCCUCACCAGUCCAAGGCACGCUGCAUGCCACCACAAAGGUGUUCGUGGGUGUUUUUUUUUUUGGGGGGGGGGGUCUUUCCUGCCUUAGAAAACCUCUUGCUGGGAUUUUUUGCAAGCCACAGAAAGGACUUUGCAAGAAUGAGCUGCGUGUGCCACUGUGCAAAAGCUGCAGCGUUUUUGGGUACGUUGCUGAGAUCUUGUCUCCAAAAUACGGGGCUUUGGCCCACCAGUCAGUGCUCCCACCCCUCUCCCAACUGCUGCCCAGCAUCACGGACCCCUUUCUCUGGGGCGGGGGUAGAUUCUUGUCUGCUUCACCUCCAUGUUUGCCCGCUGAGGUGGGAAAACUUCUUGUGCCAAAAAGAUGAGCCUGUCGCAGGACCUCAAGCUCCGUUUUCUGCUGGGAAGGAUUCCUUUUUCUCAUGGCUGCUUUUGUGCCAAGAAAACUCCCCUGGAGGGUGGAUAAGAUGGCGGGGAAGCUAAGAAGUGGGGCCAAAAUCUUAAGAAAUAAAUCCCCCUUUUGGAUGUACGUGAGAAUUGGGCUCCCCAGUUUUUUUUUGGGACCUUUGAAAGUCCACUUGGGUGGAAAGGUACGAUUCGAUCCUUGCUCUGUGUGUGUGUGUGGGUACCUGACGGGUGUCUGUGUGGGUGUCUGGACGUGUGCCAUUGUGAGUCUUUUUUUUUUUUUUGUGGUAGCCACGGAGGGAGGGCUAGUUUUCCUGUAGAACGUCCUCUUCGGAUCUCCCCCCCUUUUUUUGGUCCAGAGAAUGGAUUUAGCAUUGUUUAGUAAUUAAUGCAGGUUUUUAAUAAAGGAAGAAUAAAGCAUUUACUAUCUAAUGCAGCCUCUCCGUGUCUAGUUUCUCACCGCCCCUCGUUGCAGGAAGCAGAGGAAGUGCAGCUUGUAAACAUCAAAAUACGGACGUUUUCCUGCUACCGGGGCAAGGAGGGGGAAACGCCGUUUAGAGGACUGGCACCUAAGAGGGGAGGAAACCCGCUAAAAAUUGGUGGGAGCGCUUCUAGCUGUCAGAAGAGAAGGACGCCACGCGGCAGCUCACAAACGGCCAUCUUUGCAAUCUUUAUUGAGAACUUAACAAGAAAGCUUGUGAAGCCCUGGGACGGAUGGAUGCCCACUGCGCUGUGUUUGUGCCAGGCCAGACGCAACCCUGCGCUUUGCCGGUUGCAUUCCUGCCCGCUGCUGCUGUUUUGGAGUUAGCCUGCGUUUGGCCAUGCACUCUGCAGCUGGUAGCAAUCGCUGCAGAUGUUGAUGCUGCACCAAGUUGACCCAGGCUGGGUUU
Molecule: messenger RNA, 5989 nt
Organism: Notechis scutatus (mainland tiger snake)
Lineage: Eukaryota; Metazoa; Chordata; Lepidosauria; Squamata; Elapidae
Source: RefSeq, a predicted model, not a curated record